CCCCCCAGGCUGGCCCGCGGCGACCUGACGCUCCACGUGCACCUUGAGGACCACCUGGACAUCAUCUGCCCGCAUUACGACCCCGGGCGGCCGGCCGCGAUCCAGGAGCGCUACGCGCUGUUCCUGGUGAGCGCCGCCGAGCACCGCGCAUGCGCGCCGAGCUCCGCCGAUCAACUACGCUGGCGGUGCGAGCGGCCGGCGGCGCCGCACGGGGCCGAGCGGUUCAGCGAGAAGUUCCAGAGGUUCACCGCCUUCAGCCUCGGCAAGGAGUUCAGGGAGGGGAGCAGCUACUACUACAUCUGUGAGGGG
Messenger RNA from Phasianus colchicus (ring-necked pheasant), 309 nucleotides. NCBI's taxonomy places the organism in Eukaryota, Metazoa, Chordata, Aves, Galliformes, Phasianidae. The record is from RefSeq and is a predicted model, not a curated record.